CGAGCGCGUUAGGUACUCGAAACUCAAAUUAUAAAAAAAUGUUUUAUGUAAAAAUAAAAUGUGUCGCGAUCGGUAAACGCUGCCUCACAAAGAGCUUUCAGGUGAUACCAAAACGAUCGUUGUCAACAAAGCAAAUCGGCUCUACCACCUCUGAAAAUUCAUCUACAAAUUUGUGUCAGCAUUCCGGUGCAUCUUUGGAUUGGAAGCAGGCGCGCCCUUUCAAUGAAUUACCUACAGACAAUGCCUUCAAACUGAUCUGUAAAUUUUUGCCCGGCGGUCGAUACUAUAAUUUAGACUCCAACCAAUUGGAGAUGGCAAUGCGCAAGGAGUUUGGUGAUAUUUUCGUAGUACCCGCAGUGUUGGGUCGGCCUGCCACCUUGGUAACACACAAUCCAAAUGAUUUUGCAUCUGUCUUUCGCAACGAAGGCAUAUGGCCCAUACGCCCAUUUUCAACCCUACGCUAUCAUCGGAGAAAACGGCAUGCGGAUUUUUACCAGGGUGUCGAAGGCGUUUUAACUACACAAGGUGAACAGUGGAGCUCAUUCCGCUCGGCAGUAAAUCCACUGCUAAUGCAAUCAAAAAGUAUACUCCUAUAUCUUAGCAGAAUGGCACAAGUAAGCCAGGAAUUCGUUGACAGAAUACGUCUGAUACGCGAUCCCAAUACCCUGGAAGUGCCAGCAAACUUUGAGGACUAUAUACAGCGUUGGUUGUUGGAAUCUGUAUCGCUAGUUGCUCUGGACAAUAACCUUGGAUUGCUUCGAGAACAUAAUGAAAAUCACGCAGAUGGUAUGAAAAUGAUAUCUGCCUUAAAUACAAUAUUCACACUUGGCUAUGAUUUGGAGUGGAAACCUUCACUGUGGCGACGAAUGAGCACACCGAAAUUCAAGCGUGUAAUGCAGGCUAUGGACGAUGUACAAAAUAUAUCGUUGAAAUAUAUAGAUAAAGCAAUAGAAAAACUGGAAGCCGAAAAGCAGCAAGGUUUCGAGCGGCCAGAGCAUGAAAAGAGUGCUUUCGAGAAGUUACUAAAGAUCGAUCGAAAAGUAGCGACUGUGAUGGCCACGGAUUUACUGCUUGGUGGCGUUAAUACCACUACAUCAGCAGUUACAGCCAUAUUACUUUGCUUAGCUAAGGACCCACAGAAGCAGCAAAGAGUGCGUGAAGAAGUUAUGCAAAUACUGCCACAAAAGGACGGUGAUUUCACUGCCGAUGCACUAAACAACGUAUCCUAUAUGCGCGCUUGCAUUAAGGAAUCAAUGCGUGUAUAUCCAUUAUCUGUCGGAAUUGUGCGUGUAACACAAAACGAUCUUGUCUUGAGCGGUUAUAGAGUGCCGAAAGGUACUUUGGUGAAUAUGGUUGCCACUACUCUAAUGGCUAAUGAAAAGUAUUUUCCCCAUCCGUUGGAAUUUUUGCCAGAACGUUGGCUGCGAUCGGCUAAAGGAGGGGACGAGAAUAGCGCGAACAGUGCAACUGAGUGUGUGCAAACAUUAAAACCAAACAAUCCGUUCAUAUUUUUGCCGUUCGGUUUCGGUCCAAGAAUUUGUCUGGGACGCAGAAUAAGCGAACUGGAAAUGGAAUUGGGUAUUGCUAGAAUAGUUAGAAAUUUUAAAAUUGAAUUUAAUUACCCUACGGCAAAUGCUUUUAAGAGUUUAUUUGUUAAUUUGCCAAACAUUCCGUUGAAAUUUAAGUUCACUGAUAUUGAAUAGUAACAAGUAAAUAAAUAAAUUAAUUUAUUAAUUUGAAA
Rhagoletis pomonella (apple maggot) is the source of this 1741-nucleotide messenger RNA. RefSeq names its product probable cytochrome P450 12a5, mitochondrial. Gene Ontology annotation, molecular function: heme binding; monooxygenase activity; iron ion binding. NCBI's taxonomy places the organism in Eukaryota, Metazoa, Arthropoda, Insecta, Diptera, Tephritidae. Bases 39 to 1703 code for a protein of 554 amino acids. The transcript has 5 exons. The record is from RefSeq and is a predicted model, not a curated record.